Mangifera indica (mango) is the source of this 1040-nucleotide messenger RNA. RefSeq names its product expansin-A8-like. The transcript has 3 exons. The record is from RefSeq and is a predicted model, not a curated record. Gene Ontology annotation, cellular component: extracellular region. Gene Ontology annotation, biological process: plant-type cell wall organization. NCBI's taxonomy places the organism in Eukaryota, Viridiplantae, Streptophyta, Magnoliopsida, Sapindales, Anacardiaceae. Bases 88 to 846 code for a protein of 252 amino acids.
AUAACUGGCCUUCCUUCUUCUUCAACCAACCACAAAUCACCUCACAACUCUCUCUCUCUUUCUCCAGCACCCAAAUAGACAAGUUCAAUGGCCAUUUCAGCAAUUUCUUCAGUGACCCUUCUCUUCUUUUUGCUCAAUUUGUGCCUCCGGGGCAGUUAUGGCGACUCUGGAGGUUGGCAAAGUGGCCAUGCGACAUUCUAUGGUGGGGGUGAUGCUUCUGGCACAAUGGGGGGUGCUUGUGGCUAUGGAAACUUGUAUAGCCAAGGCUAUGGGACUAACACUGCAGCACUGAGCACUGCUUUGUUCAACAAUGGCCUCAGCUGUGGCUCAUGCUAUGAAAUGAAAUGUGAUAAUGAUCCUAAAUGGUGUCUCCCUGGAUCCAUUAUUGUUACUGCAACGAACUUCUGUCCCCCUAACUUAGCCUUGUCUAAUGACAAUGGAGGCUGGUGCAAUCCCCCUCUCCAACACUUCGACUUGGCCGAGCCUGCUUUCCUACAGAUUGCUCAAUACAAGGCUGGAAUCGUCCCGGUGUCGUUCAAAAGGGUCCCCUGUGUGAAGAAAGGAGGAAUCAGGUUCACAAUAAAUGGGCACUCAUACUUCAACUUGGUGCUGAUUUCAAAUGUGGGAGGAGCUGGAGAUGUGAAUGCAGUGUCAAUAAAAGGGUCAAAUACAGGAUGGCAGCCACUGUCAAGAAAUUGGGGCCAAAACUGGCAGAGCAACAACUACAUGAAUGGCCAAAGUUUGUCAUUCCAAGUCACCACAAGCGAUGGGAGGACUGUGACAAGCUACAAUGUGGCACCAAGUAAUUGGCAAUUUGGGCAGACAUUUGAGGGGGGUCAGUUUUAGAUUGGGAAUUGGGUUUGAUUUGUAUUUGUAUUUGUAUAUGUUAAUUUGGUUGUGAGAGGGAAUGGUGAUGAGGGUAGGAAGUCUGCUGCCGUGGUGCUUAUAUUUGCACCCGCUAGGCCUCAGUAUACUAUAUUUAUGGCCUCAGUAUACUAUAUUUAUGGAUAGUAAUAGACAAACAGAAAGGUAUAUUUUCA